ACAACAUUAAAAAAAAACGCGUGUCUGUUUGUAGUGAAUCAAAGGAAUAUGGCUGCAAAACAUCAUCACUUUUUUUGUUUACAAGUGUUUUUGACUGGGAGUGUUAGCGUAUGGCUAUAUCCAUGUAAGCAGCUUUUUUGGUUCCUAUUUGCUUUACAUUUAAAUUAAAGAUGCCUUCUUUGGCUGAAUUGUAUUUACUGUAAACAUGUAAAUACAUGCUUUGUAAACAAACAGAUCUGACAUAUAUGGAGCUUCGCACUAACUUUACCUCUUAGUGAAGCCAAAACAAAGUGCGGUAGUUAUGAUCAGCGGUCUUAAAAUCUUGGGUAAAAACAGAAGAGAAGCCUCUUCUAUACCCAUCUGAGCUGAAUCGUGGAAGGGGCUGGUUGAAGGUGAAAUGCUUUUUUUUUUUUUUUUUCAAACUUUCUCCUCCUUCGAGGUGUGGUUAGAGAGAAAGGCUCAAAAGGGGCAGUUGACUAUGAGUAAGUUGCAGUCAGUCUGUGUUUAAGACCUCACACAGGCGGCCUACCUGUUUGGCCAGGCCAGGUGCCGCAACAGCCUUCCCCGGAUUAAGGCUUGAAGAACACCACCUCCAUCGAAGCCAUAACAGAUCCCAGAUCGCAGCAACAACAUCAACAUCAUGACUUCAAAAGUGCUCGAUGGAGGCUGGGGAUGGGCGAUUGUUGCGGCUUCUUUCAUGGCCCAGUUACUUGCUUAUGGAUCACCCCAGUCUAUGGGUGUACUCUACCCUGAGUGGCUCCAUACCUACCAGCAAGGCAAGGGCUUGACUGCCUGGGUGGGCUCCCUUGUGUCCGGAGUGGGACUAAUAGCCAGUCCUAUCUGCAGCGCCUGCGUGGACAACUUUGGAGCUCGCCCUGUGACCAUCUUCAGUGGUGUAAUGGUGGCUGGCGGCCUGAUGCUCAGUGCCUUUGCUCCAAAUGUCGAGUUCCUUAUCUUUUCCUAUGGGAUUGUGGUCGGCCUGGGUUGUGGUCUGGUCUUUGCAGCCACCUUGACAAUCACCUGUCAGUAUUUUGACAAGAGACGCGGCCUCGCCCUUGGCAUUGUCACGACAGGCACAAGCGUUGGAGCAUUCAUCUACGCUACUGCUCAGAAUGAGCUCAUCGUGUUGUAUGGCUUGCAUGGUUGCCUCCUUAUCAUUGGAGCUUUAGCACUAAACCUCAUGGCCUGUGCUGGCUUCAUGAGGCCCCUUAAUAUGCCUGGGUACUACCUCAAACAGAAGGCCGCCCUCGAGCGCAACACAGAAGAGCAGAUUUUUGAAAAGCCCCAACUGGAAGACCUGAAGAUAACCGCAGGUUCUACUACAGCUACUCCAGAGAACACACUGAGUGUGAAGGAAUUGCUCAUUACCAUUGAUGCCAAGGACUUGGCCAUUCAGACUACGAAGAAAAAAGGCAGCUUCUUUUCUGGGUUCGAUAUCAUAAAAGUCAUCAAAGAGAAACGGCAGGCUUACUCCAAGUACAUCCACUCCACUUGUGAGAUCCUGCAGGACCAAGCGAUGGUGGCUUUCUGCAUCGGUGUCUUCAUGUUUAGUUUAGGCGCAUUCCCACCUGUGCUCUUCAUUGAGGAUGUGGCACAGAGUCAAGGACUCAUUGAAGAAGUUAGUCUAAUUCCUUUGGUAUCAAUAGGGGCCAUUGCAACUUGCGUAGGUAAACUAGGGCUAGGUAUCCUGGUGGACAUCAGGUGGAUCAACAGCAUCUAUCUCUAUGCCUUCACCAUGUUUGCAGGAGGUGUGGCACUGCUCAUUAUUCCUCUCACUAACAGUUAUGUAGGACUGCAGAUCCUGUCUGCCAUUGUGGGUUUCGCCAAUGGAAACUGGUCUCUCACCUCCUACAUUACCACUAAGAUUGUUGGCUUGGAAAAGCUGACACAAGCCCACGGCAUCGUCAUGUUCUUUGGAGGAUUUGGGAUCAUGCUUGGGCCCCCUGUUGUAGGGUGGUUCUUUGACUGGACACAGUCAUAUGACCUGGCGUUCUACUUUAGUGGGAGCUUUGUGUUGCUGGGAGCAUUCCUUCUCACUCUGCUCACCCUUCCCUGCUGUAACGGGAAGCACCCCGAGAAUGACAAACCGGAGGUCCUUUAUAGCAGCAGCUGUGACAAAGUUGCUUCAGUAGCCUGAGUCUGAACACCUUUCAUAAGAUUUCAGAUAUUAUUCAGCAACUGUCUUUGAACUCCUAGAAGAAUAUUUUUGUUUUGACUGUACAGGGGUCACCCACUUAUUUCUGGUGCCAGAUUUUAAUACGCCAAAAUUAUUAAAUAGAGGCCAUUUCUCUGUGCUUGGCCCAGUUUCUCAGGUUAAACCACACACUGCAGAUCUCUUUUGAAGAUUUGACUCUGAUGCCUGUGUUGACUUUUAUUACUGCCUCAUUUUACGAGGUAAAAUGAACAACAUUGUUCAGAUUUGAAACACUGCUAUUCACUUUAUUGUUAGUCUGAAAAAAAAAGACAAGGUGCCAUUCAUAACGCUGGUAAAACAAAUCUUUUUGUUCUGUGUUAAUUUAGCGUGAUGACAAACACACACACAUAGAUAUCUAUCUAUCUAUCUAUCUAUAUAUAUAUAUAUAUCUAUAUAUAUAUAUAUAUAUAUAUCUAUAUAUAUAUAUAUAUAUAUAUAUAUAUAUAUAUAUAUAUAUAUAUAUUUCAUGAUUACUUAACUAUAAUACUGUUAUAUCUUACCAAAGCAUCUGUAAUAGUCAAUACCUGCCAGCACAUAAUGCCUGUUGGAACAAUGAUAAAGCCUUUGUUUUACAUUAUUUUCAAAGUGCAUUCACUUAAUUUAUACACAUACCUCUUUUUUCUGAAUCAAACAGAAGCAGACGAAGUCAUUCUGAUUCAAAAAUAUGUAAGCACACCAAGGAGAUCCCAUUGUUUUUCCAACAAUAGCAGCAUGUUGAUUCUCUUUCUGGUGUGAUUAUUAUGAACUCUGCUGGCAUAUUAGCCUGACCAGGCUGGUCCUUUUCAUUUUCAUGUUUUGUCUGUCUAUGUUUAUGUGUACAUUCUGUCUGUCAGUGUUGACACAGGCAUGUUUGUACAUGAACACAGGUUGAGUGUUUGUAUUAUUUGACCUUGUUCUUUUUUUUGUAUUACAGCAGGUUUGUCCUUUGUGCGUGUGCCAUUUAUAUGCACAAAUCAGCCAUAGAGCUGUAACAAAUGUUUUUGCUUGAUUUGAUUAAUGUCAUCAUAAUUGUAAUGAAUACAUUGCAAUAGGCUUUUUUGGUCACAUGAAUGUUGGUGAAUAGACCACUACAAAUGUCCUUGAUGUUUCGUAACAGUAAGUCUGGCACUAGCGUUUGCUUUAUUUGCUUUUUAUAUUUGUAGAGGGUACUCAUAGAGCAUGGGUUAGGUCCUGUUUAUAUAGAUGAGACUGUAAGAUUUGGCCACUAUUAUUAUUAUUUUUUAUUCCAUUAUUAUACUAUUUAUGUUGUUUGUUUAUGUCUUUACUUCUGUUCAUUUAAACAGAAUUUUUAAUUUAAAAGUGCCAAUAAAAAUAUUCAGAUUAA
This is a messenger RNA of Pelmatolapia mariae (spotted tilapia), 3518 nucleotides long. Its product is annotated as monocarboxylate transporter 9-like. The transcript has 6 exons. The record is from RefSeq and is a predicted model, not a curated record. Gene Ontology annotation, biological process: transmembrane transport. Bases 641 to 2137 code for a protein of 498 amino acids. Gene Ontology annotation, molecular function: monocarboxylic acid transmembrane transporter activity. Gene Ontology annotation, cellular component: membrane. NCBI's taxonomy places the organism in Eukaryota, Metazoa, Chordata, Actinopteri, Cichliformes, Cichlidae.